AUGGCUAUGGCGGACAGAAAAAAGGACAUUCAUGGGAAGUACGAGCUCGGCCGCCUCGUCGGCCAUGGCAGCUUCGCAAAAGUCUACCAUGCCAAAAACCUUCAAACGGGCGAAAGCGUGGCCAUUAAAGUCGUAUCGAAAGACAAGGUGAUCAGAGUUGGCAUGACGGAGCAAGUGAAACGAGAAAUAUCAGUCAUGAAGAAAGUGAAUCAUCCAAACAUCGUAAGGAUAUAUGAAGUCAUGGCCACCAAGUCCAAGAUCUACAUCGCCAUGGAAUAUGCUCGCGGCGGUGAAUUAUUCACCAAAAUCUCCAAAGGUCACUUGAGAGAAGACGUUGCUCGAAAUUAUUUCCGCCAACUAAUCUCUGCGGUAGAUUUUUGUCACAGUCGAGGAGUUUUUCACCGUGAUUUGAAGCCGGAGAAUCUCUUGUUAGACGAAGAGGGCAAUCUGAAAGUGACAGAUUUUGGAUUAUCAGCUUCGUCUGAUGAUUCUGAUCAAUCAAAGCAAGAUAGGCUGUUUCACACAGCGUGUGGGACUCCGGCAUAUGUUGCGCCGGAAGUGAUCGGAAAUAGAGGGAAGAUUCACAAAGGCAAGUUCAAAUGUCCGCCGUGGUUUUCGCCUGAGUCUCGCCGGAUUCUAACCAGAAUGCUCGACCCAAAUCCCAGUACCCGAAUCACAAUCUCGAAGUUGGUCGAAACAGCAUGGUUCAAGGAAGGGAAUCCCAGAAAUUCAAAGAAAAUGAAUGAAGAAGAUGAUAGCCCUCAGGUUGAAGGAAGAGAGGCGACGUCAGAAUCGGAGACGUUGAAUGCGUUUCAUAUCAUUUCGUUGUCUAAAGGGUUUGAUUUAUCGCCAUUGUUUGAGGAGAAGAGGAAGGAGAAAGAGGAGCUGAGGUUUGGAACGGCGAAGCCGGCGAGCAGUGUUAUUUCACGGCUGGAGGAGGUGGCGAAGGCGGCGGAAUUCAUUGUGAAGAAGUGUGAGUCCAGGGUGAGGUUGGAGGGGAUGGACUGUGGUAGGAAAGGCAAGUUGGCGGUUGAGGCGGAGAUGUUUGAGAUGGCACCGCCAUUUAUGGUGGUGGAAGUGAGGAAAGACGGCGGUGAUACGCUUGAGUACAACCAGUUUUUCAGCAAGGAGCUCCGGCCGGCGCUACAGGAUAUUAUAUGGACUGCUGAGAACUCCAUGGCUGCUUGA
Molecule: messenger RNA, 1188 nt
Organism: Ilex paraguariensis (yerba mate)
Lineage: Eukaryota; Viridiplantae; Streptophyta; Magnoliopsida; Aquifoliales; Aquifoliaceae
Source: the annotation of a GenBank genome assembly